AUGUCCUCCCACGACAACACCUUCAACGAACGCCUCGCCACCCUCUCCAUCUCCCCACCAGGUUUCCACCUCCGCCCUCCCCCUCCACCCCCCUCCUUCUCCUCCUUCCUCACCCCCGACUCCUCCCUCUUCCAAACAAUCCACCUAGGUCCACCCAUCAUCGACCCCGCCACCUACCGCCUCGUCAUAACCGGCCUCGUCUCCACACCCUACACCCUUACCCUCCCCCAACUCCUCGCCCUCCCCUCCAAGACUAUCACCGCCUUCCACGAAUGCUACGGAAGUCCGCUCGUGCCACCUACAACCCGUACCAACCGCGUGGGAAACGUGACUUGGACUGGCGUGCCCUUAUGCCAUCUACUAGACAUGGCUGGCCCACUUCUCCCUGGCGCGGGAUUUAUCUGGUCGGAUGGUCUUGACUCUGGAACUUUUGCGGGGGUUACCACCGAUCGGUAUAGGAAAGACGUUACCCUCUUGAAAGCCUUGUCCGGCGAAGUAAUUGUCGCCUACGAAAUAAAUGGUCUUCCGCUAGAGAGGUUGAGAGGCGGACCGGUGAGACUGGUUAUUCCGGGAUCGAUCAACACCUCCAUCGAUCGUCAUCGCAAAAAGUCCACUCUGCAGCUAAGUCCAGCCACCAAAACCCCUCUUCGAAUUUUGAAUGUAUAUAUGUGCUUUGUACAUCAUCCUCACAACAUGUGCAUUUCGAAUCCCGUCCAAUCCCGUCCAAUCCCAAUCAAAUUCCAUCCCACCCAUCGACUCCGGCAAUUUUUCUCAUAUAUUCGCCCAAGUCGUCACUGCAACAUUGCCCUUUCAAGAUUCGGCUUCGCCACACAUGAUUCUCAUGCAACCCGCAACAUAUCGAUCGCCAUGUUACCGUAG
Molecule: messenger RNA, 879 nt
Organism: Zymoseptoria tritici IPO323
Lineage: Eukaryota; Fungi; Ascomycota; Dothideomycetes; Mycosphaerellales; Mycosphaerellaceae
Exons: 2
Coding region: 1-879 (292 amino acids)
Cellular component (GO): mitochondrion
Source: RefSeq, a predicted model, not a curated record